Molecule: messenger RNA, 3984 nt
Organism: Parnassius apollo (apollo)
Lineage: Eukaryota; Metazoa; Arthropoda; Insecta; Lepidoptera; Papilionidae
Source: the annotation of a GenBank genome assembly
AUGGAAUCGAUUGGCGAUGAGGAUAGCUUUGGGGCAUUGGUCGCCGUGGCUUCGGAAACGACAGAGGCUGAAAAAGAAUUCGAAAAGGUGUUGGAAGAGUUGCGGGAGGCAGAGGGUCUGAAACUCUACGCCGACGUGUAUACAAAACUUUAUGACUCCUAUUUCAAGCUAAAGGAAGAAAAUGAUGUUCAAAACGAACAAAUCAAUACCCUUAAGACGAAACUGGGGCGGUUUGACGACACAGUUACCGAAUAUACCACUGAACUCUCCGAAUCACAGAAAACUAUCCAGCGGUUGAGGGCUGAAAUCGACGAAGCAAGGGCCCUAGCAGAUGCAAUGCACGCCCGCGAACUGGCAAGCGUGGAGAGCCUGGAGACCAUGAAAAAGACUGUCAACAGGCUGGAGAAAGAACUAGACGCGCGAAGACGGGCGGGCGAGGACGACGCAGGAGCGACAUCGGCUGUAAAAGAGAAAGAGAAGUACGAAAAAGAAAAGGCGCGACUACAAGGCGAACUGGACAGUGUGACACUGCGACUAAAAAACGCCCUGAGCUACAUAGAAGAGUUGGAACAAAGUAACACCGCGGCUGAGGAGACCAUAGCUAAGUUGCAAGAACAGCUUGAGUUAAGCAAAGCUGAAAGGUCCAUAGAGCGACGCGACAAACAGCUCAAGGAUAUGAGCCACAAACUUGAUAUAGCACAUCAAGAGCAAGAAGCUGCUUCUGCGAAGGCUGCCUCGUUGAAGGAACAGCUAGAUGCGGCCAAUUCACAGUUAGAAGCAACCAAACAGAAGUUGCAGAACACGUCUAAGGAGUUAAAGAAUAUGAAAGACGAUAGUGUCAGACUGCGCAACGAGAUAACGAAGCUGAGUAAGCAGUCUACCCAGCAGAUGAAGAAGUAUCAGCUUCUAGAACAGAAUAAAGCCAAUAUUGAAGCAGAAAGAGAGCGCCUCCGCCAACAAGUAAGUGUGAUGGAAAGGGAGAUCAUGCUCACCAACAAACACGCGGAAGCUGAUAAAAGGGAGAUUGAGAAUCUCAACAGGGAGAAAGACAUUUUGAACAAGAAUGUUCAGAAGAUACAGAAUGAAGCGCUGGAGAACCUGCAAAUGUUGGCCCUGCAGGAGCAGAGACGCAAGCAGCUGGAGCACGAGCUGCAGGUUCACGCCGCGCAGACGAACAAGCAACGUCUCACUAUCCGACAACUAGAAAAGGACAAGGACAGAAUGUUAGAAGAAACGAUUGCUCUCAACGAUAAAAUUGAUGAAAUCACAGAGGAGGUCCGUCUCCGCACCGCCGACAUCUUGGAUUUGAAAAAGGUGAUUCGAGACGAAGGCAUCAAUUCGCGCAAGCUAUCCGUGUCACUCGACGCGACUCGAACUGAGAGGAACAUGUUACAUAAGAAUUACACGGAGGCAUUGGAUGAAAUACAGGAUCUGAAACAAAAGCAGAAGAUGCUAGCGUAUCAGAUAGAGCAAUUAAAAGAAGACAUCACUGGCAAGGAAACGGGUCUAAAAACGUGCGAAAGCACGCUUGCAAAGUGCAACAAAAAGAACGAGCAGCUUCGAGCCGAAGUGCAAGCUGUCACAACAAAGUUGUCUGAAGCGAAAGCCGACAUUACCGCGCUCAGACAGGAGGAGGCGCGUCUCAACAGAAUUAUUCAGGAAAGUGAUGCGGCCCGCGGGAAGCAGAUGAAAGAGUUAGAGGGUCUGAUGAACGAACGCGAUGUAAUCGGCGCUCAGCUGGUGAGGAGGAAUGACGAGAUAUCGCUGCUUUAUGAGAAGAUACGAAUACUAGAGGUCACACUCCAUAGAGAUAUCAGUCCAAAUACUUCGCUAAAUGAUAAUAAAACCUCUGACUAUUUACCCAUACAAGAUGAUUAUGGUGAGCAUGUGACCGCAAAUAAAAAAGGUAUGAACCGGAAAAAUCUCAAGAAGCAAGUAUGCAGAAAGCUUUUGUUUGAAAUGAUUGAACCGUUGAAUGAUGCACCGGAUGAAAUGCUGAUAAGUGCAUCGACAAGCCCAGUUGCAAGUACAUCAAAGGCACUUACCGUUUUUGAAGAAAUUGAAAAGGUUUACAGUGAAGGUCCAGUAAAUAUAGAUUAUGCACACGUGGAAAUCCCAGAUGAAUGGUCGGGAUCAGAGACGUCAGAAAACGAUGAUGUAGGUGAUAUUAGGACAAAGAAGAAGAAAAACCCAAAAUCUAAGCAGAAGAAAAAGGUAGUUUUUAUUAUACAAGAAGAACCAAUUGUAGGUGAAGAAGGUUUUAGAAAGGAGAAGAAAAAUUCAAAGAAAGAACGACAACAAAAACGAUUCAAGGGCGAGGAAUAUGUACGAAAGGAUGGUAAAACUGUAAAUGCUAAAUGUCUUCAACCCAAUCCAUGUAGUGGAAAAAAAUGUGGCAACAAUUGCGAAAAUAUUUCGGAUGAGAGAAGACAGCAGGUGUUCGAUCAUUUUUGGAAACUGACAGUAGACCGCCGACGAGACUGGUUGGUUAAUUUAACACAAAAACUAGCUGUAAAACGUAAACGUACCAACUCAGACACCCGUGUUAAUACUUUUAAAUACCACAUAAAUGAAGGAGAAGGAAGGCGGGUAGUAUGCUUGCAAUUCUUGGCUGCUACAUUAGACAUUUCAGCAAAAUCUAUCUACCAUACGGUCAAGAACUCUGAAUGGGGCUGUGCUAAGGAAGAUUUACGCGGAAAAUGUAUACCACCGAAUAAAACAAAACCAGAUACCACUGAGAACGUUGUGAAAUUUAUUAAAAGUUUACCGGCAGUACCGUCUCAUUAUUGUCGCCAUGAUUCCUCCCGAGUCUACCUUCCGCAAGAAUUUAAAAAUAUUCCAAAUGUCUACAGCAUUUAUAAAAAACGUUUGGAGGGCGACGGUGUUGAUUUUGUUAGUGAAAAAGUAUUUCGUAGAAUUUUUACAGAGGAAUUCAACAUAGGUUUUCACGUGCCUAAAAAAGACAAGUGUUUGAAAUGUUUAAAAUUUGAGCGGUCAGAUACUACAGAUCCAGUUAAUGCGGAAAAAAAAGUUGCUCAUGAAAAUGAGAAAAAUGAGAGCUACAACCGUUUUUUUGCUCACAAAAACAUCCAUAAAAUUGAUCCUAAUACUCUAUGCGUAAGUUUCGAUCUAGAAAAGGUUCUAAAUACUCCACACGGCGAGUCCAUGCUGUUGUAUUACUCGCGUAAAUUAGCGGUCUAUAAUUUGUGCUUCUAUGAGAAUGGUACUCGCAGAGUAUUCUGCUUUUAUUGGAAUGAAAGUGAUGGCAAAAGGGGUGCUAACGAGAUAGCCAGUAUUUUAAAUAGGUAUAUAAAGUUGGUAGAUGAAAGAGGUAACAUAAAAAACUUGCUCCUUUAUUGCGACUGCUGCCCAGGGCAAAAUCGGAACCGGGUUGUCUUGGCGAUGAUACACUCGACUUUGCAAGAAUGCAAAAAUCUUGAAACGGUACAAAUAAACUAUUUACUAACCGGUCACACUUACAUGCCUGUCGAUAGUGUACAUGCUGUUAUAGAUACUAAUUUAAAGAAGACAAUCAUUUAUGCACCAUCGCAAUGGUACACCGUAUUUAGCACGGCAAGGAAAGAUCCAUUUCCAUACGAGGUAGAAAAUCUUCAUUUUGAAGAUUUUUAUAAAUGGGACUCAAUAUCUGAAAAAUAUUUUAAGGGCAAUUUGACGGGAAAAAUUAGUAAAAUAAGGAUUGCAACGUUUAAAAAAAAUAAGCCUGAAUCUGUUUCAGUAAAGUAUACUAUGGCACAAUCUGGAAAUGCAAGUGUAAUUGAAAUCCAGUCAAAAACCAGAGUGCCUCUUAUGUCAUGCUAUCGAUCAUGUCUACCUAUAUCAAAGCUGAAAUAUGAUGACUUAGCUAAACUUUGCAAGGACAAAGUUAUACCUGGUCAUUUUCAACAUGAGUACUUAAACAUUCCACAUUCACAAACAGAAAAGGACAGAUUACCUGAAUCAGAUAUUGAGGAUCUUGAGGUUUAA